GCGUCGUCUGCGCCCGGGCUGCUGGGGUGCCCGUGGCGGGAGACGGGCACAGGAAGGAGCCGAGCUCAGCGUCCUCCACGGGAGCCAGGCAGAGGGCCGGAUGGCCGGCAGGCUGGCCCUUCCCGAUGAAGGAAGCGGGCCGUGAGGAGGAGCGGGCAUUUGACCUGCCCUGUGGGGCUGCCUCUCUCAGUCGGGGUGGUCAGUGGGAGUGGAUUUUCCUGCUGGGCCUGAGCCCCGGGCUUCUGGCCUGCUGCCCACCCUGACCACUGGGGCCAGGUGAGCUCCGGGAGUCACGGCCACACCUGCCAGGUGAUCCCCUCCCCUCGCAGCGCCCGGUGCGAGGCGGCUUCCCCUCCACCUGGCCCCUGCCAGGCUUGCCCAGAGUGGGCGAGGCGGGCACCGGUUGGAUGCCCCCGCUGGGGUGAGCGAAACGGCCUGGGGACCACCGCCCCUUCCCGCCUUCCGUCUCUCGCCCGGAGUCCCGAGGCUGGCUGCGGUCCGAGAGGGCCGCUUUUCCAGGCUUUUGUUCGGCGUGGUUGCUGGAGCUUUUCUGAGGAGGUGGGUGGGGUGGGGGUGCGUUUCCUGAAGAAAGGUCCAGCCUGUGCCAGCGCCCGCCCGCCCCGGGCCUCUCCACCAGAGUCCUUGGCGUCUGUGAAGAGGCACAGCGCAAGGUGUCAGCCCCGAGGGGACGCAUCCGCCUUACUCCCAACAGGUGUCCGGGACAGCCAACCGCCGUGCGCCUGACCGGUCCCUCUCUCCCUUGGGUCUGGAGCCACUGACCACCCUGGGGUGGUGCCAUGGAAGCAGACCCCUAUGCCAGCAUGCAGGUGGGAGUGCGGGUGGUCCGUGGCCUGGACUGGAAGUGGGGCCACCAGGACGGCGGGGAAGGCAACGUGGGCACGGUGGUGGAGAUCGGCCGCCAGGGCAGCCCCACGACGCCUGACCGAACCGUGGUCGUCCAGUGGGAUCAGGGGACCCGGACCAAUUACCGGACCGGCUUCCAGGGGGCCUUCGACCUGCUCCUGUACGACAAUGCCCAGAUAGGCAUCCGCCAUCCCAACAUCAUCUGCGACUGCUGCAAGAAGCACGGGCUGCGAGGCAUGCGUUGGAAGUGCGCCGUGUGCUUCGACUACGACCUCUGCACGCAGUGCUACAUGAACAACAAGCACGACCUCUCCCACGCCUUCGAACGCUAUGAGACCGCACUCUCACGUCCAGUCUCCGUGAGUCCCCGCCAGAACCUGCCCCGCCUGCCCCUGAGGGGGAUCUUCCAGGGUGCCAAGGUGCUCCGGGGCCCAGACUGGGAGUGGGGCAAUCAGGACGGCGGCGAGGGGAAGAUAGGCCGCGUGGUGGAUAUCCGGGGCUGGGACGUGGAGACGGGCCGGAGCGUGGCCAGCGUCACCUGGGCCGACGGCACCACCAACGUGUAUCGCGUGGGGCACAAGGGCAAGGUGGAUCUCAAGUGUGUGGCCGAGGCUCCUGGCGGCUUCUAUUACAAAGACCACCUCCCCCAGCUCGGUAAGCCAGCAGAGCUGCGGCGGCGGGUCAGUGUGGACAGCCAGCCCUUCCAGCAUGGAGACAAAGUCCAGUGUCUGCUGGACAUCGAGAUCCUGCGGGAGAUGCAGGAGGGCCACGGGGGCUGGAACCCCAAGAUGGCAGAGUUUAUCGGCCAGACAGGAACAGUGCACAGAAUCACCGACCGGGGUGAUGUGCGGGUCCAGUUCAAUAGCGAGACUCGUUGGACAUUUCAUCCUGGGGCCUUGACCACGGCGUUGGGCUCCUCGGGGAAGGUGGCAAAGGUGUUCGGGGAUGGAGACCUGAGGAUGUCGCUCGGCGGUCAGGCCUGGAAGCUCAGCCCCUCCUGCCUUGCCACCCGCCAGCGGGAGGAAGAUGCCAACCUGGAUGCCAUGGAGAGCGCCAAGGAACCCAAAAGCUCCCUGUGUGCCAUCCUGGAAAAGCUGCUAGCCCAGAAGAGUGAUCCCGACCAGCCAGGGCGGCUGGUGACAGAGGCUGCUCACGGCAACAUCGCCCGCCUGCUGGAGCUGGUGAAGAGGCAUCCGGACAAGGUGGACGUGAAGAACCAGGGUCGGACGGCGCUGCAAGUGGCAUCCCACCUGGGGCAGGUGGAGUCGGUGAGGCUCCUGCUGCAGGCGCACGCCACCGUGGACACGCGGGAUGAGGAGGGGGACACCGCCCUGCACUACGCCGCCUUCGGGAACCAGGCGGAGGUGGCCCGGGUGCUGGUGAGCCGGGGAGCCAGCGUGGACCUGCCCAACGCCGCCCGGCGCACCGCCCUGCACGUGGCCGUCAGCCGGGGCUUCGCCGAUGUCGUGCGGGUCCUGUGCGAGCACGGCUGUAACGUCAACCUGCCGGAUGUGAACGCCGACACCCCCCUGCACUGCGCCAUCUCCGCCGACGCCAAGGGCAUCAUCGAGCUCCUCACCGAGGUGCCCAACGUGGACUUCACCGUGCCCAACCAUCAAGGCUUCAACCUGCUGCACCACGCCGCCCUCAAGGGCAACAGGCUGGCAGUAAAGAAGAUCUUGGCCCGGGCCCGGCAGCUGGUGGAUGCUAAGAAGGCAGAUGGUUUCUCUGCCCUGCACCUGGCCGCUCUCAAUAACCACCUGGAGGUGGCUGAGAUCCUCAUUAAAGAGGGCCGCUGUGAUGUGAACAUCCGGACCAACCGGAACCAGUCCCCCCUGCACCUGGCGGUGAUCCAGGGGCACCUGCGGCUGGUGCCGCUCCUGGUGAGCGCGGGCAGCAGCGUGAACGCCGAGGACGAAGACGGGGACACGGCCAUGCACAUGGCCCUGGAGCGGCACCAGCUGCUGACCCUGGCCGCCGCCAGCGACGGGGCGGCCGCUCCGCAGGACAGACUCUCGCUCCUCUCCAAGCUGCAGGCUUCCGGCCUCUUGGGCAAUGUGGAGCUGAAUGUAGGUGUGGCCAUCGCCUGCUUCCUGGCCCAAGAGGGGGCCGACCUGGGCUACACCAACCACCGCGGGAAGUGCCCUCUGGACCUCGUCACAGAUGGACGCACCGUCCAGGCCGUUCGGAGCUUUGCCCAGAGGUUCAGGGAGCAGCAGGCUUCGUUGGGCAACGCAGGGGUGAGCUGCAACCUACGCAGGGCACACUCCACCCCCAAUACCAUGACCAACCUGAGCGUCGGCCCUGUCGCCGCCGGCGGGGCGGGGCUGGCCGAGUGCCUGGUCUGCUCCGAGCUCGCCCUGCUCGUGCUCUUCCAGCCCUGUCAGCACAGCAUCGUUUGCGAAGAGUGCUCCCGGAGGAUGAAGAAAUGCAUCAAAUGUCAAGUAACCAUCGCCAAAAAGCUCAAACCAGACAGCUCCGAGGUGGGCGGCGGGCCAGAGGCGGCGGGCCAGCGGCAACUGAUGGAGGAGCUGCAGAGCCGCUACCGGCAGAUGGAGGAGCGCAUCACCUGCCCCAUCUGCAUCGACAGCCACAUCCGGCUGGUGUUCCAGUGCGGGCACGGCUCCUGCCAGGAGUGCAGCGCCUCCCUCAGCGUCUGCCCCAUCUGCCGCCAGGGCAUCCGCGACCGCAUCCCCAUCUUCGUCUGAGCGCCCACGCCGCCUGACCGGGCCCGGAAGCCAGGGCCGG
Molecule: messenger RNA, 3612 nt
Organism: Tachyglossus aculeatus (Australian echidna)
Lineage: Eukaryota; Metazoa; Chordata; Mammalia; Monotremata; Tachyglossidae
Gene: MIB2
Product: MIB E3 ubiquitin protein ligase 2
Exons: 18
Coding region: 798-3572 (924 amino acids)
Biological process (GO): protein ubiquitination
Cellular component (GO): cytoplasm
Molecular function (GO): zinc ion binding; ubiquitin-protein transferase activity; protein binding
Source: RefSeq, a predicted model, not a curated record